Centruroides sculpturatus (bark scorpion) is the source of this 2114-nucleotide messenger RNA. Its product is annotated as TGF-beta receptor type-1-like. The record is from RefSeq and is a predicted model, not a curated record. Gene Ontology annotation, cellular component: activin receptor complex; plasma membrane. Gene Ontology annotation, molecular function: activin receptor activity, type I; activin binding; ATP binding. The coding region runs from base 486 to 1781 and encodes 431 amino acids. The transcript has 7 exons. Gene Ontology annotation, biological process: nervous system development; cellular response to growth factor stimulus; protein phosphorylation. NCBI's taxonomy places the organism in Eukaryota, Metazoa, Arthropoda, Arachnida, Scorpiones, Buthidae.
AUAAAUUGUAAUUUUGAUAACAUUAUUUUAGAAAUUUAAAUAUAUUAACUUCUUAUUUUGUUUUUAUUACUAGAAUAUUUUCCUUAAAAUAAGAUAGUAAAGUAACAUUAAUGUUGUGCUCAAGAAUAAUUAGAUGAUCAUCCUAAGUUUUCUAUGAUGCUUUAUAAAUGUUGUCAUAAAUAACAACAUUUAUAAAAUCUUGUCCAUUUAUUAUUCUAUGUAGGUGCUUUCAAAAGCAUGAACUGCAUCCCCCAGAAAAUCCUGUUGUUUGUCAUCAAUCAGAAGGUAGAAAUACACAAUUUGUAAUUAAAUGCUGCAAUGGUUAUGACUACUGUAAUCGUGAUCUUUUUCCAACAUUAGCACCCCCUACUACCACCUCAGGUAAGAAAAGCUAUGUAUUGAAUCAGAUGUAUUGAACUUAGUUUCUUUUUCAUUAAUUCAGGUGUUUACAUAAAGAGAAGCACUUUCCUCCAGACAAACCACAUAUGUGUCACAAACCCAAGCCUGGAAUCAUAAAAGUCACAAUCUGCUGUAAUGAAUAUGAUUUUUGUAACAAGGACCUUCAUCCCACACUCCCUCCUGACCAUAGAUUUUCAGAAAACAGUGUUAGUCAUUGGAAUCCAUAUUUAGGAAAUACAGAAUUGGCAUUUGUCAUUGCUGGGCCAAUUUGUUUAGUUUGCAUAUUUUUUAUGUUGGGUAUGUCAAUAUGGCAAAGGAAACAACGAUUACAUCGAUACAGGGCAGAUGUAGAAAUUGCUUCUGAAAUAAAUCAUACUAUUCUAGGACCUGGUUAUUCAUUGAAAGAUAUGAUGAUAGAUACAACUACAUCAGGUUCUGGUUCAGGUUUGCCACUACUUGUUCAACGUAGCAUAGCACGGCAAAUUCAAUUAAUUGAAAUAAUUGGCAAAGGAAGAUAUGGUGAAGUCUGGAAGGGUCGUUGGAGAGGAGAAGCUGUUGCAGUAAAAAUAUUUUCAUCUAGAGAUGAAAGAUCGUGGUUCAGAGAAGUUGAAAUUUAUCAGACUGUCAUGUUAAGACAUGAUAAUAUUUUAGGAUUUAUUGCUGCUGAUAACAAAGAUAAUGGUACUUGGACUCAGUUAUGGCUAGUCACUGAUUAUCAUGAAAAUGGAUCCUUAUUUGAUUAUUUAAAAAGAACUACAGUAGACAGUGCUGGAAUGUGUAAAAUGGCUUAUUCCAUAGCCAAUGGAUUAGCUCAUUUGCACAUUGAAAUUUUAGGAACUCAAGGUAAACCAGCCAUUGCACAUCGUGAUUUAAAAAGUAAAAAUAUUUUAGUCAAAAGCAAUGGAACAUGUGCUAUUGCUGAUUUAGGACUAGCAGUUCGAUAUGACUCAGUCACAUAUUCAGUAGAUAUUCCACCCAAUACAAGAGUUGGUACAAAACGGUAUUUAGCUCCUGAAGUACUUGAUGAGACUAUCAAUACCAAUCAAUUUGAUUCAUUUAAACGUGCUGAUAUAUAUGCCUUUGGUUUAGUACUUUGGGAAAUUGCUCGACGAUGCAAUGUUGGAGGAAUUUUUGAAGAUUAUCAACUUCCUUACUAUGACAUGGUGCCUUCUGAUCCCAGUAUAGAAGAGAUGAAAAAAGUGGUAUGUGUUGAUAGGCAAAGACCACCUAUACCAAACAGAUGGCAAUCAUAUGAGGCCCUUAGAGUAAUGUCAAAAAUUAUGAAAGAAUGCUGGUAUCAUAAUGCUGCUUCAAGAUUAACUGCCCUUCGUGUGAAAAAAACCAUUGCUAACUUUGGUGUACAAGAAGAUCUGAAAAUAUGACUAUGUGCCUCAUUAAUCAAUUCAAAGGCAUGUUAAUAGUAUAUUGUAACUUUCCAUCAUUGAAUGGAGAGUUUUAUAAUAAUGGGUGUAAAAAUGAUGAUAAAAGAUUGCAAACUGCAAAUUUGGAUUGGACUUCCAAAAAAAACAAAAACAAAAAAGCUUGAAUUGCAUGGAAUGUUUAUUUCAUAAUGUACUGUACAUAGAACUAAUGACAUCUACAAAGACUAUUGGUGCUCAAUGCAGUGCCAUUUUUGAAACUAUCUUAAAGCAUAAGGAAAGCUUCUCCUGAUGGCAGAAAUAAAUAAUCCUGUAUUUAUGAGUAAACUGAAAAAA